Molecule: messenger RNA, 2598 nt
Organism: Exophiala dermatitidis NIH/UT8656
Lineage: Eukaryota; Fungi; Ascomycota; Eurotiomycetes; Chaetothyriales; Herpotrichiellaceae
Product: AAT family amino acid transporter
Exons: 3
Coding region: 595-2295 (566 amino acids)
Biological process (GO): amino acid transmembrane transport
Cellular component (GO): membrane
Molecular function (GO): amino acid transmembrane transporter activity
Source: RefSeq, a predicted model, not a curated record
CCUCCCCUGCCCCCCUCCCCUGCUCCCGCCUCCACUCGCUCCCUCGCAACUGUCACCAUCGAGCCAAUGCCUCCUGCGCUUCGACAAUCGACCUACCUAGACAAUCCAACAUCCCUGUCUGCCUCGCCAACCAGCGUCCAGAACAUGGGCGCCCUAUCUGGCUGAUCUCAACCCUCCAUUACCUCGGACGUUGCUGUUGCUGCUGCCCUCCACUAGUCCCUUGAAUCAUGGUGCUCCUACUCGCCUGACCGGUCCCCAAGUGGGUCGCAGCGUAGCACUGAUGCCGGACAGCUCGACGUCCCGUAUCUGUGGCUGUCACGGUCGGGGGAGGCGAUCACCCACAGUGAUAAGUACCAACUGCCAUCUGAAGAGGGAAGCACAUCAUCCUUCGCGGGCGGCCCUGCUUUCUUCUGUCGGUGGUAUUUUAAGUGUUGACCCUUCCCUCAUUGCCGCUUGACACCGAAGGUUUGUCGAGCCUCACUUUCCCACCGAUUUCGAAGUAAAGGUGUCACACCUUCGUCGCCGCUUGACCUCGAGGGCUGUACGUGCCCUGUCCUCCGUAGACGAUCACCACCUAGACAAGACAUCUCCAAGAUGGAGAAGAAUGACUACCACUUGGGCUCCGGCUCAGAGUCGCCGGAAAAUGUGCCACGGAACCACUCACUCGAUGUGAACAAGCAGGAGGCUCGUCGAGGUUCCAAGGUCAACGAAGCUACCGACGUCUAUGGCGAUAUCGCAACCGCCGAGGAAUAUGGUUAUGUUUCUCGAGGCCUCAAGUCCCGUCACAUUCAGUUCAUCGCCCUCGGUGGGACAAUCGGGACAGGUCUGUUUUUGGGUAUAGGUCGGGCCUUUACCCAAGCCGGCCCUUUGUCGGUGCUGCUGGGUUACACUUUCACCGGCCUCGCGGUCUUUGCCAUGAUGAUGUCCUUGGGUGAAAUGGCGACUUGGCUUCCUCUCCCUGGUGCCAUCCCACAGUUUUGCGCUCGAUAUGUGGACGAUGCCAUGGGUUUCGCAGUGGGCUGGAACAACUGGUAUUCGUGCUCCAUCACUCUCUGCGCCGAAAUUUCUGCCGCAUCCACCGUCAUUCAGUACUGGCACGGCGCUCGUGAUAUCAAUGUUGCUGCCUGGAUCUCCAUCAUUAUUGUGGUGGUUCUUUGCCUGAAUAUCUUCGCCGUCUCCAUCUAUGGCGAAGCCGAAUUCAUAUUCGCCUCGAUCAAAAUCAUCACCAUUGUCGGCCUCCUGAUUCUUGCCCUGAUUAUUGAUUGUGGUGGUGUUCCUGGACAGCAUCGACUCGGUUUUCAGUAUUGGAAAAACCCUGGUGCCAUGAAACCAUAUAUUGAUACUGGUGAUUCGGGUCGCUUCCUCGGGUUAUGGUCCACACUAGUCAACGCUGCUUUUUCGUAUGGUGGUGUUGAGAUGGUGGCCGUUGCCGCCGGUGAGGCCGAGGAUCCACGGCGUAACAUCCCUAAAGCCGUCCGACGGGUCUUCUGGCGUAUCCUCUUCUUUUACGUCUUGGGCACCUUGGCCAUUGGUGUUCUGGUCCCGUACAACGACCCCAAUCUCCUGAGCGCUCUGGAAUCCGGGGCCGCGGGUGCUGCUCAAUCUCCAUGGGUCAUUGCUAUCCGCCGGGCGGGAAUCGACGCGCUCCCGUCCAUCAUCAACGCUGUCAUCUUGACCUCGGCCUCGUCUUCCGCCAAUGCGUUCUUGUACACUGGGUCUCGGUACCUGUACGCCAUUGCCCAGAAUCGACAGGCACCGAGGUUUUUGCUCAAGUGCACAAAAGCGGGCGUGCCGGUCUGGUGUGUCUUGAUCACUUGCUCCAUCUCCCUCCUCACCUACAUGUCAUGCUCCUCCGGCUCGGACAAGGUCUUUGAAUGGUUCCAAAAUUUGACCACCAUUUCCACCCUCUUCACCUGGGUCAGCAUCAACAUUGCCUACAUCAAAUUUUACUCUGCUUGCCAGGCUCAGGGAAUCGAUCGCAACACCCUUCCUUUCAAAUCUCCAUUCCAGCCGUACCUUGGCUAUGCUGCCGGCAUCUUUUUCAGCUUGAUCAUCUUUUUCAACGGAUUCGACAGCAUUGCCGGAAGUUGGGAUUACCAGGCCUUCAUAACCGAUUAUAUCGGUAUUCCCAUUUAUUUUGGGUUGUAUCUCUUCUGGAGAAUCUUCAAGCGAACCCAUUUCCGCAAGGCCUCCGAGGUCGAUCUGUAUACUGGGAAGGCGGCUCUGGAUGCCAUUGUGUGGCCGGAACGGAAACCUCGUAACAUCAUUGAGAGGAUUUGGUUCUGGAUUGCGUAGAGAAGAGAACAGGGUGCUGUGUAAAGCUUCGAGGCUCGGAGGUAGAGCUCCUUUUUUCAUACCACAAUGGUAUUGUGUGGCAUUGUCCGAUCUUACCCUUGGUUGCAAGCAUGCAUCUCCGGGCGCGUUUGUAGCGUUUGGGGAUUCCCCUGAGCUGCACACUCGACAUGGUACAUAAUUUCUCUCUUCAGAAACAAACAUGAACCGCAUGAGCAAACCAACGAUAUUCCUACCUUGGCACUCACUGUUUUCAACUAGACCGUUUUCUGUUCCGCAAUUUGAUUCUGUUUUCGUCAUGGCCCC